Dibothriocephalus latus is the source of this 636-nucleotide messenger RNA. The record is from the annotation of a GenBank genome assembly. NCBI's taxonomy places the organism in Eukaryota, Metazoa, Platyhelminthes, Cestoda, Diphyllobothriidea, Diphyllobothriidae.
AUGAGCAUGGAUGCAGACAAUAUCUUCUUAAACACCACGUCAUCUCUAGUCUCGGCACAUUCUGUGCCGAAUAUCGAACUUUCCUGUGCUGUGUCUGACGCGGAUGCAAAGGCGGACGUCAGCAUGGACAGUGAUUCUUGCAUAACUAAAAGCAGCAGUGUCGAGCGACUUGUGCGUCUCACUAGACGGCUGACAGAAUGCAAGCACGUCUUUGCCGCGCUAGAAAAGGAGGAACAAAAACUGCAGCAGCAGAAGAAGACUUCCAACUUGUUAGACCUACCGGAUGAGGCGCAGGUGAAUGUGAGCAUGGUGGACAAUAAAUCGGGCGAGGAAGAGGAGGAGGAGUUGGAUGCGGACGAGAGUGCGGACCACUAUGUUUCAGGCGGGAGCUGCAAAGGUUCUCUGGAGAUAAAACCCAUAUCCCCGCACCUGGUGCAGCGUUUUGCUGAGUCUAGUUCCAAAAAGCCGCAAGGCGGGCGGGCAUCCAGUCUGGAGGUUCUACCUGUGCAUGACCAGUCCGCACCAAAACAAAAAUGGGCUCGACUGCUUGGUCUGACCACCUCAGACAUCGGUGAUGAAGCUGAAUUUGUGGUAAGUGGAUGCGUGUUUGAACGAAGUGUUUUAUUUGAGAUUUAG